Messenger RNA from Oncorhynchus tshawytscha (Chinook salmon), 22730 nucleotides. RefSeq names its product spectrin repeat containing, nuclear envelope 1a (gene syne1a). The transcript is spliced from 111 exons. Gene Ontology annotation, molecular function: protein binding. NCBI's taxonomy places the organism in Eukaryota, Metazoa, Chordata, Actinopteri, Salmoniformes, Salmonidae. Gene Ontology annotation, cellular component: membrane. The record is from RefSeq and is a predicted model, not a curated record. Bases 626 to 21451 code for a protein of 6941 amino acids.
GCAGACACACCUGGCUCAGGUGGAGCUCUUUGACGAGGCCCUGCUGACCCUCACCCAGUGGAGCGAGAACUUCCUGUCUGUACUCAGAACGACUUCCCAGGUCAACAUAGCUGACCUGCAGGCUGCUGUCACCCAGGUCAAGGAGCAUGAGGAGUCCCUCCAGGGGCAGACAGCCCUGAGAGAGACCCUGCAGCAGAGAGAGUCCUCCCUCCUCUCCUUCUCCUCCCCAGAGGCCCAGCAGCAGCUCCAGGGCCAGAGGGAGGACUGCCUGCAGCCCCUCAGCGAAGCCCAACACCUGCUCCUUCUCCGUGGAGAGAGCCUGGCUGAGCUGGGGGUCUUCCUCCAGAGCCAUGGAGCUGCAGCCGGGGAGGUCAGGGGCCUCCGGGAGGCUGUGGAGGGCAGGGGGAGCUGGGACCGUUCGAAGGCUGAGGAGCUGCACCACGGGCUGGGAGAGGUGGCCGGGGAUGUGGCUCGUCUGGAGGCCCAGGCAGUGGGGUUGGAUGGGAGGCUCAGCAAGGCCCACCUCCACCUGAGUGGUGCGGAGUGGAAAGGCUCCAGGGAGGGGGGUCUGGGUCAAGGUCCCGGCCAGGGGAGGACGUCGUGCAGGGGCCAGGCUGUGGCCCUCAUGGUGGCCCUGGAGGGGGUGCAGCGAGGCCUGGGGUGGAGGCAGAGCCAGGCGGAGGCCCUGGGGGCACUGUGGACCUCCUUCAGGAAGAGGAGGGAGGAGGUGAUGAGGAGUCUGAGGGAGCUAGAGGAGAGGGCCAGACAGGAGGGGGCCAGAGAGAGCAGCGUACAAGCCUUUCAGAACAGUCUGCGAUUCUUUGUCCAGUUGGAGGAUGAGCUUCAGUCUCUGCAGCAUUCCCAGCAGUGGCUGAGGGAGAGGGGAAGCCAGCUGGCCCAGAGAGACAGUGAGCUGGCUGGGGAGGCACUCAGGGAGGUGGGCCUGGUGGAAACAGCCUGGGAGAACGUCAGGAAGAUCAUCACUGAUGGUCAGGAGCAGUGUGGACUCCUGGUGGAGCUGCUACGUCACUUCCAUUCCCUCAGGUCCACCCUCAGUUCCACUGUAGAGAACGCCUUGACCGUCACUCACAACCAGCCUGACCACAACCACAACCCAGAGGAGGCCAAGAGAAUACUCUCACGGCACGAGGCAGUGAUAGCUGAGCUGAGAGGAAGACAGGAGGACAUGGACCUGUUCAUCAGUUCAGGAGAGGACCUGCAGAGAGAGCUGGCAAACGUGCCACACUGUGGCUCCGACAGCAUCCAGAAAGGCAUGGACACACUCAGGGACCAGUGGCUGCAGGUAUCAGAGAGGAUCCAGACCAACGCUGAGAGACUAGGCCAUUGUGUGUCCCUAUGGGAUGACCUUAAGACCAUGGAACGGGAUAUCGACCAAUGGGCAGCAGCCUCCAUCGCUGACCUCACUGAGGGUGUGGCCAAUCUUAGUGACAAGCAGGGGACAGAAACACACCUUGCCACUUUCCAGGCGGAGGUGGAGAUGAGAGAACAGAGGCUGGAUGCCUUGCAGGAGAGGCUGACCAAGCUCCAGGACCUGGCCAAGCUCCAGGAGACACCCAUCCAGCUGCAGGUGAUGGAGUGUGACCUGAGGAAGAAGAUCAGUCAUGCCCAGGAGGUGUUUGACCAGGCCAGACAUUCUCUGACCUACUUCAGCUUCCAGAAGCAGCGCCUGGAGGACCUCAUGUCCCAGAUGGCCGAGCGGCUGGAGACCGUGGAGAGCUCCCUGUCUGACCUGACGGAACCCUCCGGACCAGAGGAUAUGAUUCAAGUCAAGGAUCUCCAAAGUGCCCUCCAGCAGCAGAGGGGUGAUAUAGACAUGGCCAGGGAGACGCUUAGUUCACUCUGUAGGUCCCACCCCUCCCAAGAGCUGACCCAUAUGUCCUCUGACCUCACCCUGCUGGCCAAGAGGACCGAGGCUGCAGCACAGCUCAGCUCCAGGACCCGCGGGACUCUGCAGGACGCACUGCAGCUACGUUUCAACAAUGUCGUUCAAGAGUUUAACUCCUGGCUCUCUGAACGGAAGGCGGAGCUAAAAGAAUGUUCUGACCAAUCAGGAGAUGUCACCUCCCUGGGAAACAAGGUGGAGAGGCUAAAGGUGGCGCAGGAGCGUGUGGAGGAGGGCGAGCAGCACCUUGGUCAGGUGUGUGGUGAGGCAGAGAGGCUGCUGCUCCACCUGCCUAAGGCGGGGUCGGGACAGGUGCAGGAGCGCCUCUCCUCCUGCCAGAGGGACUGGGAGGGGUACAAGGAGGGGUGCAGACAGACCCAACAAGACCUGGAGGAGGGAAUCACCCUACUGACAGAGUUUGAGGGCCGUGUGGAGGGACUAAGGGACUGGCUGGAACAGAUGGAGCGUAGCCUGAAGAGAGAGCCUCCUCUGGGGGGAGAGGAGCAGCCAGGAGUCCCUGACAGCACUGACGAGCUGGAAAGAGUGGAAGAGAUCCACAGAAAGCUGCUGACAAAGAGGAGUUCUCUGGAUCGUCUCAGCCAGGAAGCCCAGUCUCUGCGUGAGGCAGGUCGAGGCUGUGGAGGGGAGGUGAAGGCCACAGCCCAGCUCCAGACCCACCACCAGACCUUGCUGCAGGGGACCAGGGAGCGCCUGAGAGGGUGCCUUGAGAGCCAGGCAUUCGGAGAGACCCUGCAUGGGGUGUGGCUUUGGCUGGAGGACAUCCAGGAGCGUCUGGGAAGUCUGGGCAGCACUAUGGGCAACAAAAAGGAGCUGGAAGAGAGGCUGGAGCAAGUGCAGGACAUCCUGCUUCUGAAGGGUGAGGGCGAGGUGAAGUUGAACAUGGCGGUGGGGAAGGGUGAAUUGGCCAUCAGGAGCAACAGUGCAGUGGCGGGACAGGAAGUGAUCCGCUCUCAGCUGCAGGAAGUGGAGGACGUGUGGGCCACGCUGCUGGUGACUGCCAUGAGCUGCCACAGUCGUCUGGAGUGGACGGUGGCCCAGUGGGGGUGUUACCUGGACAGUGAGGCCCAGCUGCAGUGCUGGUUGGAGGCAGUGGAGGGGGACAUAUGUGGCCCUCUCAUCCCCCAGCCUGGCCUCAGAGAGAAGGCUUCCCAGCUGGAGAGACUGCAGACCCUGCUGGCUGACCUCCAGGAACACCAGGGGUCCCUAUCCAGUCUGGAGGAGAGGGCGGCAGAGCUCUUCAAGAAGACCGGGGAUGCAGCUUUCAGCCAGGAGGCCCGCGCUGAGUUGCAGGGGCAGUUUGAUGACCUCAUAGCACUCGUAGAGGAGAGGGUGGGACUAUCAGAGGGCGUGGUCAGGGAACACCAGCAGUACCUGGAGACUGUGAGGGAGCUCACUGAUUGGCUGAUGUCAGCAGGGGAGGAACUACAGCGCUGGUCUGAUACAUUGGGAGACUCCGUCUCUUUACAGAGGAGGCUAUCAGAAGUGCGGGAGCGGGUGGAGUGUCGGUUGCUGGAGGGCCGUGAUCGUCUCAGUCGCGUGCGUCGGAGCAGUGGAGCCACAGCUGAACACACAGCGGCUGGAGGGUGUGAGGCCAUGGACCGCCAGCUAGGGGCGCUAGCCCAGGCUCUGGAGCAGUGGGAGGGGGCCGCCCUGAGAGCCCGCGACGGCCUGGAAAGGGCCCUCACCACGGCAACAGAGCAGAAGCAGGAGUACGAGCGUCUGACCGCCAGGAUGGAGGAGGAGCUUAGGGAGCUUGAUGGGCGGCUAAAGGGGUGGAGCCAGGAGCUGAGCAGAGCGGAGGGAAGGAGCAGUGGGGAGGAGGCAGUGGAGGGGUGGCAGCAGGCUAAGGAGACACUGGAGGGCUUGCUGAGUGCUGAGCCCAUGGCAGACAGGCUGAAGGCUCAACUCAAUGACCUGGUCCGCUACUCCAGAGACCUGGGACCCCACUCAGACAGGGUCACUGCUCUCAUCAAACAACACAACAGUCUGAGUCUGCGUGCAUCCAGAGAGUGCCAGAAUAAGGAGCGUCUGCUGGAGCAGAGGUUCAGAGCAGCCCUCAGGGACUUCCAACAGUGGCUGGUCAACGUUAAGAUCAGCACGGCCAAGUGUUUUGACAUCCCCCAGAGUGUCACUGAGGCCUCCACUGGCCUACUGAGGAUACAGGAGUUUCUGAAUGACAGGGAGCAUGGCCAGGCCAGACUGAGUGCAGUGGGGACCAGUGGAGAGCUGCUCAUGGCUGUCGUGCCUAAAGACAGAGAGGAGGGGGUCAAGGCCAAGGUGGCUAACGCCAGAGACGACUGGAAGAGCCUCAUGACCAACCUUCAGAUGAGAGAGACUGCGCUAAAGAACCUGCAGUCUCAGAUGAGAGACUUUGAGGUCAGCACUGAGCCGCUCCAGGAUUGGCUGAACAGCACUGAGGUCAUAGUACAGGAGAGCAGCGCUCGACUACAUGACCUCCCUGCCAAGAGACAGGAGCUUAGCAAGUUACAGCGUGUGUUGGAGGAGCUGUCAUGUCGUGAGGCUGAGCUGGGCAAACUGAGGGAGAGGGCCCACCGGCUCUGGGAGGGCCAGGCUGCAGGGAAGGGCUUCGUCCACCGUGUGUCCCAGCUGUCUGCACAGUACCUAGCCCUCAGCAACCUGACCAAGGACAAGGCCUCCAGGAUAGAGCGUAUCGUAGGGGAGCACCGUCUGUUCUCCCAGGGUCUGACGGAGCUCCAGAACUGGGUGUCUGAGGCUGAGAGGAUCCUGAACACCUGCCUCUCCCCCACCGCCGACAAGACUGUACUGGAGGACAGGAUGAUACAGCUGGAGGCCCUGUUGGCGGCCCGUCAGGAGAGGGAGAUCCAGCUGAAGAUGUUGCUGACACGUGGUGAGGCUGUCCAGAGAAACACCUCUGCUGAGGGGGUCCCCGUGGUCCGAAAACAGAUCCAGGACCUUAAGGACUCCUGGGACUCUCUGCUGUCUGCCUCCAUCCAGUGUAAAAGUCAGCUGGAGGGGGCCCUGUCCCAGUGGACCAGCUACCAGGAGGACGUGGGCCAGUUUAUCAUGUGGAUGGAGCGCGUGGAGACCACUCUGGGCUGCUCAGACAGACAGUACUCUGAGAUGAGAGACAAGACCGCCAACCUGGGAAAGACCAAGCUUCUCUAUGAGGAGGUCCUGAGCCACAGCAGUCCAUUAGAGACCAUCGCUACCAAGGGCUCCAACAUGGCUGAACAAUACACUACCCAUCAGGAGGUACACAGCCUACAGGAGAGAUACACCGCCAUCACAGACAAGGCCAAGGCUGCAGUCUACAAGGCUAAGGAUCUGGUCCUGGCCCAUCAGGAGUACCAGAGGGGGCUGCACAUGUUUGAAGACUGGCUGGAGCAGGAGCAGGGAACCCUGGGCUCUCUGUCCCACCCAGAGGGGGAUGUGGACACCCUGGAGAACACACUACAGCAGAUACAGCUCCUCCAGGAGCGCUGCUCCCAGGGCCAGUCCCUGCUCUCUUCCCUGCUGUCAAGCAGGGAAGGGGUGAUUCCGUGGGGCGCGCCUCAGAUUGAGGACCGAGCCCUAGACACGGCACAGCGUGAGUGGGGGGCCUAUCAGGCCCGGCUGGGGGAGACUAGGGCCACGCUGGGUUCUACCCUGGGCAGGCUCAGGCAGAUGGGCCAGAGGUUCCAGAGCCUGGUCCUGUGGCUGGAGGACAUGGAGGGGAAGGCCAACAUCCGUGGACAUCGCAGGUCUGACAGCGCUUCCAAGGAUGCCCAGCUAAAGCAGCUCCAGCUGUGGCAGGAAAGUGUGCUAGCCCGGCAGAGCGAGGUGGAUGGGCUGUCUGCUCUGGCCCAGCAGGUCCUGGAGGAGACCCACAUCAGCAGCCGGGUCAGCACCAGAGCCACCCAGCUCACUGCCCGAUACCACGCCCUGAUUCUCAACAUACAGGAGACCAUCAAGCAGCUGAAGGAGGAGCUUAGGAGCAUCGAGGAGGCAGAGAAACUCUGUGUGUCCUUCUCUGAUUGGCUUAGAUCAGCCCAGAAGAACUUCAAAACAGUGACAGCCAGCACGGAGGCUCUGGACCGGGUUGCCAUGGAGAGGAAGAUGAAGAAAGUAGAGACUCUCCAGGCUGAGCUUCAGCAGGGCCAUGGCCUGCUCAAGGCCCUCAGGGAGCGGGCAGAGCGGGCUGCAGGCUUCCUGGAGGAGGCUGGAGCUGAGGGGCUGGGAGGGGAGGUGGAGGCUAGGCUAGCCCAACUGGAGGAGCUAGCCGGUGGGCUGCGGCAGGAGCACAGCACCCUGGAGAGGGCUGUGUGUCUGGCCAAGGAGUUCCAGGACAGGUACAAGGCCCAGGCCCAGUGGGUGGUGGAGACCAGAGCCAUGCUCAGUGCCCCCCUGGAACCUAAAGCUGAACUGUACCAGAAGAGAGCACAGCUGGCCAAGUACAAGGCGUUGUUGCAGACGGUCCAGUCCCAUGACUCGGCAGUGAGGUUGGUGGUGGAGAAGGGAGAGUCUCUGCUGCUUUCAGUCCAGUACCCCUCCAUCAGAGACAACAUGAACAGACUACAGACGGACUACACUGAGCUAGGCAACGCUGCCACUGCCCAUGUGCAGCGCUUGGAGGGCCAGGUGAAGGAGCAGGAAGUGUACCAUGUGGAGCUACAGGAAGUGGAGAGGUGGCUGCUGCAGAUGUCCAGCAGGAUGGUGACCCCUGACCCCGCAGCUGGCGGAGGCCUUGAGGCAGCCACUCAGCAGCUGGCCAGUCACAAGGCCAUCAUGGAGGAGAUAGCAGGCUUUGAGGACCGCCUGUCUGGGCUGAAGGAGAGGGGAGAUGACCUGGUGGAGGGCUGCAGUGAGCGUGUGCAGAGCAGGCUGAGACAGCAGGUCCAGGCUCAGCAGCAAGGCACCCGAGACAGCUACUCUGCCAUCUGCAGCACGGCACAGAGAGUGUACCAGAGUUUGGACCGUGAGUUGCAGAGGCAUGUCAGUCUGCAGGAUGCUCUGCAGCAGUGUCAGACCUGGCUGGUGUCAGUCUCAGAGGAACCAGAGCCCACUGCACAUCUCCCUCUCAGCCUGGAGGAGGCGCUACAGCAGGUGAAGCAUGAGCGGACUCUCCAGGAGCAGGCCAGUACCUACCUACAGCUGGUGUGUUCUACCUGUGACCUUUCAGAGCAGAGGGUGAGGGAGACCGCCCAAGACAUCCAGCAGGUCAAACUACAGAUCGAGGAGAGGAUGCUGGUGUGUGAGGAGGUGGCAGAGAGCUGGAGGGAUGUUCAGGAGCAGCGGGCUGAUCUGGAAGCUCAACUCAGAGAGACAGAGCAGCAGCUGCAGAACCUCUCCAGGAGACCGGCUGAACUGGAGCCCAAGAUCACCCAGAACCAACUGGAUCAGGCACAGGAGUUCCUCCAGCAGCUCAGAGUGAAGCAGGUCGACGUCACCCAGCUGAGGGAGGCUGUGGCUGGGCUGACGGAGGGCCAGUCCUCCCCUGCCCUGGAGGAGAUGGGAGGUCUGAGGAGGGCCUGGGAGGAGUUGGGGCAGAGGGCUGAAGAGCUGGAGGGGCAGAGGGGUGAGGACAUGCAGAGGAGCGGAGAGUACCAUGACUGUGUGGCUGCCGUGGAGGAACUCUUCCACCAGGUGUCCAGAGAGUGGGACUACCUGGCCAGGGCAGACACAGAGAGCACCAGUGAGCACCUGGAGGCUCUGAGAAAGCUGUGUUGUGACCUGGAGGACCAGAGAGGAACUCUAGAGGAGCUGAGGGACCAGAGACAGGCUGUCCUGCCACGCCUCAGCCUGCUGGACAAGGAGCUGGUCAAACAACAGGUGGGCCACUUGGAGAAGCGCUGGUCCCAGCUGGACAGCCUGAUCCAGGGGAAGAUCCAGGACUCUUCCCAGACUCUGGAGGACCUUGGUCGGGUGGAAGCCCAACUGAGGGAGGCCCGGGAGUGGAUGGAGGAGCAGCGCCCUGCUCUAACAUCAGCCCUGAAGACCAGCCCUCCUCCAGACCUGGCCCAGAGCUUCCUGUUUGACCACCUGAGUGUGUGUGUGGAGCUGGAGGCCCGGGGGCAGCUGCUGGGCCAGGCAGUGAGCGAGGCCCAGCGCGUGGCCUCUAGGCUGGGGCUGAGCGAGAGGAGACGCCUGCAGGAGCUGGUACUCCAGGCCGAGGGAGAAGUAGAGGCACUGGGGGCCAGGGUGAGCCAGCGGAGGAAGUACCUCAGCAAGGCCUUCACGGAGCGGACCCAGUUCCUCCAGGCUGUGGGGAGGGCUCUGACCUGGGUCCAGCAGCAGGAGAGGAAGGCUUUAAUGGACGACCACGUGGCUCUCCUCCCUGACGACCUGACCAAGCAGGUGGUGACGUGCCGAGGGGUCCAGAGCGGCCUGCGGGCCUACCAGGGGGAGUUGGCCUCUCUGUGGGUCCAGGGUCGUGACCUGGAGAGGGACGCCACGGACCAGGAGCGGGGGGAGACCGUGACCAGGCUGGAGGAGCUCCAGAGGGUCUUUGAGACGGCCUUCCAGAGAACCACCCAUCGCCUGCAGGACCUGGACAGAGCCCUGACCUCCAGGAAGUACUUCAAGGUCGACCUGGAUAGGACGUGUCACUGGCUGAGACGGGCAGAUGGCAUUACCUUCCCCGAGAUUGACUUCACCUGCAACGCCGAUGACGAUUCGGAACUGCAGGGUCGACUGGCGAAGUUCCAGAACGUUCUAGAGCAGGCGUCGGAAUACGAGAACCUCCUACUCAUCGUCCAGAGGGUGGGGCAGGAGAUUCUCCCCUCGCUAAAGGAGGUAGAUCACUGCUACCUGGACGAAAAGCUCAACGCCCUCCCUCAACAAUACAACAGCAUCCUAGCAUUAGCCAAAGAGAAGAGGGACAGGAUCCAGCAGGCUAUCCUAGAGAGAAAGGACUAUGACUGCUUCUUCAAUGUCACUUGUAGAGCAUUAGAGGAGCUUCAAGAGCAGUUAGACGGUUUAGCGAAACGGACAGUCAGUAUUCAAGAACAGGAAGUUGUUCAUCUCCAUCAUGACUAUAGAGAUCUGUCUGAAAGCCUGUCUCAGCUCAGCCCUGCGGUGAGAGAGCUGAGGAGGAAGACUGAGGGGUUUCUCAGCAGGGGCCAACGAUGCCAUGCUGAGGAGACAGAACAGCUGGUUAACCUUCAUGACAAUCUGAAGAGGACCAUUGACCAGAGACUGAAACAUCUUGACGACUCAUUGAAAACAUUGGCAGAGUAUAAUGCAACAUCAGCAAAACUAGACUCUGAGUUGAAGUCAGUGAAAGAGCAGUUCACUAGAAUGAAGUCAGACUCAGACACCACAUUAUGUGGCACAGAGAGACUGACGAGUCUUUACACACUGCUGGAAGAUCUGGAAAGGAUGGGCUCUCACCUGGAGAGACUCACCCAACAUACAGAAGACCUGGGAUUGAACUGUGAUCCUGCCGCCAUCCAGGCCUCCAGAGAGGUAGUGACCUCGCAUCAAAAAGAGCUGCAGUCCGUAAGGUCUGAAGUAAAAGAUUGUGUUACAGAAUGUGAAAACUGUCUCAAGAAGGACAAAGAAUUUGAGAAAGAGACUGGGCAGACAUCAGAUUGGCUGAAGAGUCUGAGGAAGAAGCUUGGGGAACCAUUGACCCUUCCAGAGGUGAAAGUUGAGAUGGUAGAGGAGGAGGUCAGGAGACUGAAGGUGGUAGAGGAAGAGGUGCAGUCCAGAAUGAGGGUAGCAGAUGCCAUGGGCAGCAGGGAGAAGCAGAGAUACACCAGUAGAAACGAGGACUGCCCUGCCCAUGUGGAGGCUAACCUAGAGGAGCUGGCUAAACUGAGGGCUGACGUCCAACAAGCACUUAGAACCAAGCAGCUGAGCCUGGAUCAGACUCUGUUCCUGGUCCAGAGGCACCAAUCCACCCAGCAGUCAGCCCGCAAGUGGCUUGACGAAGCUGGGGCUUUUCUCCAGAGAACCACCCUGGGAAUAGAGCUGGAGAACCAGACAGAGAGCCUCAGGGAGCUGGAGGAGAUCUCAGCCCAGGAACCGGCCUUCAUGGCUAAACUAGAUGAGCUGGAGACCCUGGGUGCUCAGCUGGAUGGUCUGGUGGGGCUGGGAGUGACGAAGGAGAUGAAAGAAAGUGAAAGAAAGAAAGAAGGUGUGGAGGUAAUGCGACAGAAGGGGUCAGAGGUCAAAGAGCAGAUGAAGGGUUACCGGGAGGAUCUGCAGAGCUGUGCUGCUCAGUGGAGCUCCUUCCAGACGGAGAGAGAGGAGCUGAUUGGACAGAUGAAUGAAACAGGAAGUAUGAUGACUGCGUUCCCCUCGGCGAAGGCAGCCAAUAGCCAGGAGGCUGAGGACAAACUCCAGAGUUACAAGUCUCUGGUGAUUCUGAUUGAUGGGUGUGAACCCACCCUGACUGGCCUGAAAGAGAAGGCCACAGAUUUGGCUCUGGUUGGGUCUGAGUCCAGCAAAGCUGCUAUUGGUCACUCUGUGUCAUCUUUAUGGCAACGUUGGACCCGCCUGCGCAGCGUGGCGCGAGCCCAGGAGAGAGCGCUGGAGGACACAGCUCGGGACUGGAGGAGCUUCAGGGAGAAGAUGGAGAAGGUGCAGUCUGUGUCAGUAGACCUCCAUGCUCGUGUGCCAGACAGCACAGUGGAGAAGGCAGCCACCAGGGCAGCGCUACAAAACCUGUUGGAAUACCAUGACUCCUUCAGCCUGGAGGUGGAGAGAGAGCAGUCAGCCCUGGCCCUGCUGGGGCAACACACCCUCGGCCUGAUAGGAGAGGACCAGGAGGAAGAGGAUAUGGAGAUGGAGAAAACUGACAAGACUAGAGAAGAGACACCCUGUCUGAAGGAGAUCAGGAGUAUGCUGGAUAUAUAUGAGAGCCUGGUGCUGCAGGUGCGUGGUAGCAGGGCCCAGGUGCAGCAGGAGCUGAGGGAGAGGGAGGAGGUGGAGAGGGAGCUAGGACUGGUGAAGGGAUGGAUUCAGGACACCAGGGGACUGCUACUGAGCCCUUCAUCUGACCUGGACUCACUGCUGCAUGAGCUAGAGACAGCCCAUGGUGAGGUCAUCAGUAGGCGCCAGAGUGUGGAGAGGAUGGUGGAGCUGCAACAGAACAAGUACCAGGACCUCCAGGCAGCCCUGCCCUCUGAACUGAGCAUGCAGCUGGCUGAGGUGACACUCGCCCUGGGCUCCGCUGAGGACCAGGUCCAGUCGAGGGAGAGAGAGGUGCAGCAGACCAGAGAUGUGAAGGAGGACUUUAGUUCCAGACUGCAGGACAUUGAGGGGAAGUUGAAGACCAUCUCUCUGAAGAUCAGUGAGAAGGCUACAGACCUGGAGCAGGCCAAGGAGGAAACCAAGUGUCUGUGUGAAGAGUGUGAGGGAUGUGGUCGCUCCCUGGCUGAGCUGGUUGUAGCAGUACAGGAGUUUGGGGACCAGAACCCUCUACUGUGUAAGCAGCUGGGAGACGCCCUGUCCAGACUGGCUGAGGUCCAGCGCCUGACCACACAACAGGCCCAGGAACGGGCCAACCAACUACACAAGGCAGAGCAGCAGCUGGAGGAGUAUAAGGGGAUGAGGCAGUUCCUACUGGGCUGGGCUGAGAAAGCAGAGACCCUGGUCACUGGCAACAUAAUCUGGAGCUCCGCCUCCCAGCUUCAGGAGCAAAUCAGAGCCCACCAGGCGGUGCUGCGAGAGUGUCGUGGUCUCCAUGGUGACCUGGAGGCCAUGGGGGAAAGGGAAGGGCAGCUGGCGGAGGUGCUACAGACGGAGGGGUGGAGCCAGCAGGUGAAACAACUGAGCAGAUGCACUGAGGAGUUGCAGCAGAGCGCAAAGACACGCCUCCAGAGCCUGCAGGAUGCCGCCAAGGACAUGGUUCGCCUGGAGGCUGAGGUGAAGACCCUGCAUGACUCUCUGGACCAGGCCCAGCUCACACUCACCUCUCCUGAACUAGCACGACUCAGCCUCAGGGAGCAGCUCACGCACAGACAGCGUCUGUUGGUGGAGAUGGAGGCCUUCAAGCAGCAGGUGCAGGCGGUACAGCUGUGUCAGAGCGCCCUCCGGCUGCCGGAGGAGGUAGUGGCCAGCCUGUCCAUCUGCAGAACAGCCCAGAGCCUGCAGCAGGAGGCCAGCCAGCUGCAGCACACCACAAUCCAACAGUGCAACAUUCUACAGGAGGCCGUGGUGCAGUAUGAGCAGUAUGAGCAGGAAGUGAGGAACCUCCAGAGGCUUAUAGAGGAAGCUCACCGCAUCAUACAGGACCGACCCGUUUCAACCAGUAACAUACAUGAACUACAGGCCCAGAUACACCACCAUGAGGAGCUAGCCCUGAAGAUCCGAGGCUACCAGGAGCAGAUAGCGUCCCUGAACUCCAAGUGUAAGAUGCUGACGGUGAAGGCCAAGCACGCCACCAUGCUGCUGACGGUCAGUGAGGUGGAGGGGUUGUCUGACGGCAUGGACGAGCUCAGCGACGAGGAGCUGCCCACCAAACAACCGCCGGCACACCCCUCCGUCGUCAUGAUGACAGCAGGCCGCUGUCACACACUCCUCUCCCCCGUAACAGAGGAGUCAGGGGAGGAGGGCACCAACAGCGAGGUCUCCUCUCCCGCCUGCCGCUCCCCCUCACCAGGGGCUAACGCUGACACUCCCCUUAACCAGGGCCGGGCCCCUCUGAGUCGGGCCCCUCUACAGGAGCUGUAUGACCCCUCUCUAGAGUCCAAUGCCAACCUGGAUGACCUGCAGCGCUCCUGGGAAACACUCAAGAAUGUGAUCAGUGAGAAGCAGAAGACUCUGUAUGAGGCUUUGGAGCGCCAGCAGCACUACCAGGAGUCCCUCCAGUCAAUCUCCACCAAGAUGGAGUCUAUAGAGGGAGCUCUCAAUGAGGGCCUAGAGUCCCGCAAGAGCCCUGAGAGCCAGAUGGCUGCACACCAGGCCCUGAUGGAUGAGAUCCUGAUGCUACAGGAUGAGAUUGGGGACCUGCAGACCUGUUUCAGUGAAGAGCUGUGUGACGGCCUGGACAGUGACAGUGACCCAGGGGACCAGCUGGCCCUCCAUUCCACCCUGACCGUCCUGGGAGAGAGGAUGGCCACCAUCCGCAUGAAGGCCUCUGGGAAACGGCAGCUAUUGGAGGAGCGUCUGAGUGAGCAGCUGGAGGAGCAGAGGCAGGAGCAGGCGCUGCAGCGUUACCAUAGUGAGGCAGAGGAGCUCGACCAUUGGUUGCUCAGCACCAAGGCCACACUAAGCUCCGCCCUUCAGCCACACCCAGAGGACAUGGACAUGGAGGAGCAGCUGAUCGACUGCCAGAAUAUGCUGUUUGAGAUUGAGCAGAAGGUGGCCUCCCUGUCAGAGCUAUCGGUCCACAGUGAGAGCCUGCUGCUGGAGGGGCGGGCGGGGACGCGCGGGGAGGCCGAGCAGCUCACCUUUAAACUCCACUCCCUUAAAGACAGCCUGGUGGAGCUGCAGAGGAUGUUGCAGGACAAACAGGUCGACAUCCAGGGUUCAUUGCAGGAGCAGGAGGACAGUGAGCCAGACUCCAUCCUGUCCCAGAGUCCCAACAUACAGGACUGGCUGUCCCAGGCCCGCUCCACACGCACACAACAGCACCAUGACAACCUGCUACGACAGAAGGAGCUGGAGGAGCAGCUGGCAGAGCAGAGAAGGCUACUGAAGUCUGUAGCCAGUGUAGGGGAGGAGAUUCUCAGCCAACAGACCACACCCAAUGGAGACAGUGAGGGAACGCCUGGUGUGUUGUUAGAGGCAGAGACCUUGACCCCUCAUGACCAGAUGAGACAGAGAUGGGAGAAUCUGAGUAAAGACCAGAGCACCAAACUCCAGCUGUCUCUUAACUCCCUGGAGCAGGAGCAGCUCAGUCCGGUGCUCCACAGGUCAUGUGUGUCCAGCCCAGGGGUGGUGUUCAGGAGGGAGGCGCUGGGACAAGACCCUUACUUCCCCAGGGCUCUGUUGGAGGGCUGCAGCCAGACUCUAGAGAGGCUAGCCCAAGAGCCAGAAGGCGUUUCUGACAAUAAGCAGGACGUGCCCUGGGUUGUGUCGGUGCAGGAGGAGCUGUAUGCGGCUGUGUCUGCUGCUUCGUCCUGGCUGGACAGUGCUGAGAACAACGUCCUCUCUGGUCCUGUGCUGCUGUCAGAGGACACUGAGACACAGCUCUCUAACCUGGAGGGCCUGAGUAAAGAGGUAAGGGAGGUGACAGGGGAGAUGAGCAAGUGCAGGGAGCUACUGGGGGGAGGAGGUGGAGCAGCAGGAGGAGGGAGGAGGCUGUAUGGAGGGGAGGAGCAGGCCCUGAUGGAAGACACUCUGGAUGGGCUGCAGGAGAGGCUGGGCCUGCUGGACCAAACCCUGGAGCAACACUGUGACUGUAUGAGAGACCGACUGCAGGAACACACCGGCUUCCAGACGGAGCUGAGGCUGCUGUUCACAGCUCUCAGUGAGAGUAAACACCAGCUGCUGCAGAGGACGGCUGGAGCCAUAGACAGGCCUGCACCCAAACAGAUGGAGACAUUAUCCGAGGUGGAGGAUGGUCUGAGGGAAUUUGAGCAGAGGGUAGCAGAGCUCAGGAGCAGAGCGGAGGGACGACAGCCUGACCAGAUCUCCAACCAGGAGCUUCUCAAACUACAGGAUGCCUACGAGGAGCUGGUGUUGAUGGUAGGCUCCAGGCGUAGCAGUUUGAACCACAGCCUGUCUCUGAAGGCCCAGUAUGAGAGUGCCCUGCAUGACCUCACAGACCUGGUCGACACCGCACAGGACAAGAUGGCCGCCGACCAGAAGAUGACCGUGGGCUCUGUCAUAGAAGUGCAGAUACUCCUGGACAAGCACAAGGAGUUUUUCCAGGGUUUGGAGUGUCAUAUGAUCCUGACCCAGACAUUCUACAGUAAGGUGAGCGGCCUGGUGGUCCAGAGGGAGAGCCAGGUCCUGGAGGAGACCCUGGCCCUGGCCAACAACGUCCUCAAACAGGCCCACCGUAGAGGGGUCGAGCUGGAAGGAAUACUGGAGUCGUGGAGCAUGCUGGUGGAGGACUACCAGGCUCUGUACAGGCAGCUGGAGGCAGUAGAGUGUAGUAUCCCUACGGUGGGCCUGGUGGAGGAGACAGAGGAGAGACUCAGCGACAGGAUCACUCUCUACCAGCGUCUGAAGACCAGCCUGACAGAGCACCAACCCCAGCUCUAUCAGGUGAUGGAAGAGGGGAAGAGGCUGCUGCUGUCUGUGUGUUGCUCAGACCUGGAGAACCAGCUAACCCAGCUAGGGGAACACUGGCUCUGCUCCACCACCAAGGUCAACAAGGAGCUGCACCGCUUCGAUUCCACCCUCAAACACUGGAGCAGGUACCAGAGUGAGUCAGCAGAGUUGAGUCAGUGGUUGCGGUCAGCUCUGGACCGUCUGGAGUUCUGGACCACACAGUCUGUGACCGUACCUCAGGAGCUGGAGACGGUCAGAGAUCACCUGUAUGCCUUCCUGGAGUUCUCUAAGGAGGUGGAUGCUAAGUCCUCUCUGCGCUCCUCAGUGCUGAGUACAGGCAACCAGCUGCUGCGGCUGAAGAGGGUGGACACGGCUGGUCUGAGAUCAGCUCUGGCCCAGGUGGACACCCAGUGGGCUGAGCUGUUCACACGCAUCCCAGUGGUACAAGAAAAACUUCACCAGCUGCAGAUGGAGAAGCUGGCGUCGCGUCACGCCAUCACAGAGCUGAUGAGCUGGAUCUCUCUCAUGGAGAACGUGAUAGCGGAGGACCAGCAGAGGAUCAUGGGAGCAGUGGGGUCAGAGGUUGUUCAGGACUACCUACAGAAGUACAAGGGGUUCAGUAUAGACCUGACAUGUAAACAGCUGACGGUGGACUUCGUCAACCAGUCGGUGCUCCAGAUCAGUAGUCAAGAUGUGGAGGGGAAGCGCAGCGACAAGACCGACUUCGCCGAGCGCCUGGGAGCCAUGAACCGCCGCUGGCAGAUACUGCAAGGCCUCAUCAUUGAGAAGAUCCAGCUGUUGGAAGGCCUGUUGGAGCGCUGGAUGGAGCAUGAGAAUGGUGUUCAGGCCCUGAAGACCUGGCUGACCCUGCAAGAAGACAAACUGAAGAAGAGACACCGGAUAGAUGACGUAGCAUCGGUGCAGAAUGCACUCAAAGACUGUCAGGAGUUGGAAGAGUUAGUGAAGGAGAAAGAGAAGGAUUUGGAGAAAGCUGAAGAGAGAGGGAGCAGACUCAUCCAGGAAAAGAGGGGGCAGGCCUGCUCUGUUGUUAUGGAGACCCUUAAAGGGUUGAACCAGUCCUGGGCCAACCUGGACAAUAUGAUUGGUCAAAUGAAGGUGAGUCUGCGGUCAGUGCUGGAGCAGUGGACUCUGUACCGCCGUGCUGCUGAGGAGAUCAACGGUUACCUGAUGGAGGGGAGGUACUCCGUGUCCCGGCUACACCUGCUCACAGGCUCCCUGGAGGCUGUACAGCAACAGGUGGAAAGCCUGGAGAACCUGCAGGAGGAGUUAGACAAGCAGGAGAGCAGUCUGAGGAAGUUUGGCUCUGUCACACAUCAGCUGCUGACAGAGUGCCACCCAUCUGUGGCAGACACACUGGACGGAGCCCUCCGGGACGUCAACAUCAGGUGGAACAGUCUGCUGGAGCAGAUCUCAGAACAGCUGAGGUGCAGCAAGGCUCUGCUGGGUCUGUGGCAGCGCUACACAGAGCUGUAUGACCAGAGUGUCUCUGCUGUACACAAACAGGAGGAGAGGGCCGACAGGCUGCUCAAGAGUGCCACCGACAGAGACGUCACGGAAGAUGAAAGCAACGCAUGGAUUAGAGACUGCAGCGAGUUGCUGGGUGCCCAGGCAACAGUACAACAGUCUCUACUACAGCUGCAGCAGCUGGGGGAACAGCUAAAGACUCAGGUUGACGCCUCCUCCAUGGCAGCCCUCCAAUCAGACUGCCUGUCACUCACACAUCGCCUAGCAACGCUGGAGCACGCCCUGCACAGGCAGCAGGAAGUACUGCAGUGUGGAGCUGACGACUGUGAGCGUUUUAAAGAGCAGUUGGACUCUCUGACCUGUCAGGCUGAGGAGGCUGAAGAGGUUCUGAGGGAGUCCGACCCAGUCGAAACACCGGACCACUCUGUCAUACAGGAGCGCAUGGAAAAACUCAAGAGCCAGAUGUGUAAGUUGAGCAGCCAUUCUCCUGAUCUAGAGCGUGUGAACGAGCUGGCCUACAGACUGCCCCUGAACGACAGAGAGAUCAAACGCCUCCAGAGCCUCAACAGAGCCUGGACCACCCACUCUGCACACCUGACUGAGAGAUUCAGUAAGCUGCAGGCGGUGUUGCUGCAGCAGCAGAGCUUCCUGCAGAAGUGUGAGGACUGGAUGGACUUCCUGUCCCAGACGGAACAAAAGUUGGCCGCUGAGACCUCUGGGAACUACCACAGCCUGCUGGAGCAGCAGAGAGACCACGAGUUGUUCCAGACAGAAAUGUUUAGCAGGCAGCAGAUUCUCUACUCCAUCAUCAGUGACGGCCAUCGCCUGCUGGACCAGGGACAGGUGGACGACAGGGAUGACUUCAGCCUCAAACUGGCUCUGCUGGGUAACCAAUGGCAGGGUGUUGUGAGGCGGGCCCAGCAAAGGAGAGGGAUAAUUGACAGCCUGGUCCGCCAAUGGCAGCGCUACAGGGAGAUGGCGGAGAAGCUGCGGCGAUGGUUACAGGAAGUGUCUCGCGACCCGGAAGUGCAUCAACAGGGAGAGGCGGUGGCCUUACAGGAGGCCAGGACCAUGUUGGACCAGAUACAGUUGAGGGAGCGUGUGCUCCAGAGGCAGCAGGGUGGCUACAUCCUGGCGGUGGAGGCGGGGCGGAGCCUGCUCCUGUCAGCUGACGCCAGGGCGGAGUCAGCCCUGCAGACGGAGCUGAUGGACAUGCAGGAGUGCUGGAGACAUGCCAACGUCCGAUUGGACGAACAGAAGAGAGAGCUGCUAAGCUUGCUCAAGGACUGGGGCCGCUGUGAGAAGGGCAUAGCUGCGUCUUUGGAGAAGCUGAGGGCCUUUAAGAGGAAGCUGUCCCUGCCUCUACCAGACAACCAUGAGGAGCUGCACUCUGAGCAAGUCCGCUGCAAGGAGUUAGAAAGCAAUGUGGAUGGCUGGACUGAUGACCUCACCUCUCUGUUCCUGCUGAGGGAUUCUCUGGAGGGUGUGGUCAGUGCUGAUGACCUCACAGUCCUGCAGGACCGCCUCCAGCUUCUGCAGCGCCAGUGGGAGGAGAUCUGUCACCAGCUGUCCCUGCGCAGGCAGCAGGUGAGUGAGAAGCUGAAUGAGUGGGCAGUGUUUAACGAGAAGAACAAGGACCUGUGUGAGUGGCUCACCCAGAUGGAGAGCAAGGUGUCUCAGAAUGGAGACAUCAGCAUCCAAGAGAUGAUCGAGAAGCUGCGCAAGGACUACCAGGAAGAGAUUGGUGUGGCCCAGGAGAAUAAGCAGCAGCUGCAGGUGAUGGGGGAGCGCUUGGCCAGGGCCAGCCAUGAGAGCAAGGCUGCAGAGAUACAACACAAACUCAGCAAGGUCAGCGAGCGCUGGCAACACCUGCUGGACCUCAUCGCUGCUAGCAAUUCGCUUCCUCCUAGUGGAGAAGUCUUGAGUGAGAGGACGCCUGUGAGUCACAUGACUAGAAUAGCUGUGACUAGGCCUGUUGGUCUUGGUGUCCGGACAACAGAGAGGGUGAAGAAGUUGAGGGAGACGCUGGUUGCGGUGCAGCAGCUGGAUAAGAACAUGUGCAGUCUGCGCUCCUGGCUCGCUCACAUCGAGACAGAGCUGACCAGACCUCUCGUCUACGACACCUGUGACGCGCAGGAGAUACAGAGGAAACUCAACCAGCAGCAGGACAUUCAGCGGGACAUAGAGAAGCACAGUACAGGCGUGGCGUCUGUGUUGAACCUGUGUGAAGUGUUGCUACAUGACUGUGACGCCUGUUCUACGGAGACAGAGUGUGACUCCAUCCAGCAGGCCACCAGGGGCCUGGACCGACGCUGGAGGAACAUCUGUGCCAUGUCCAUGGAAAGGAGGCUCAAGAUUGAGGAGACGUGGAGGCUGUGGCAGAAGUUUCUGGAUGACUUCUCUCGGUUUGAGGAGUGGCUGAAGACCUCAGAGAGGACGGCUGCUCUUCCCAACUCCUCUGGAGUUCUAUACACCAUCGCAAAGGAGGAGCUCAAGAAGUUUGAGGCCUUCCAGAGGCAGGUCCAGGAGUUUCUGACCCAGCUGGAACUGAUCAAUAAGCAGUACCGCCGACUGGCCAGAGAGAACCGCACAGACUCCUCCUGCCGCCUCCGUGAAAUGGUGCAUGAUGGGAACCGGCGCUGGGACAACCUGCAGAAGAGGGUUGCCUCCAUCCUGCGCAGGCUCAAGCACUUCAUUGGUCAGAGGGAGGAGUUUGAGACAGCUAGAGACAGCAUCCUGGUGUGGCUCACUGAGAUGGACCUGCAGCUCACCAACAUAGAACACUUCUCAGAGUGUGAUGUUCAGGCUAAGAUCAAACAGCUAAGGGCGUUCCAGCAGGAGAUCUCUCUGAACACAGGGCAGAUUGAGCUGGUGUUCAGGCAGGGGGAGGCCCUGAUAGAGAAGAGUGAGCCUCUGGAUGGUGCUGUUCUAGAGGAGGAACUGGAGGAGCUACAGAGGUACUGGCAGGAGGUGUUUGGACGUGUCGACAGAUACUACAAGAAGCUGACACGCCUGCCUCUUGCCGAUGAUGAACUAGACUGUUCUGACCGAGAUCUGGACAUGGACGAGUCGGCUGAUCUCUCUGACCUGCAGUGGGGUGACUCCUCUCUCCCCUGCCCCUCCAGUCUCCCCACCUCGGGCUCUGUCCUCCCCCCACAGGCGGACCGCUCGGGCCGCGACACCCCAGCCAGCAUGGACUCUAUCCCACUGGAGUGGGACCACGACUACGACCUGAGCCGGGGGCUUGAGAGUGCUGGAGGGCGGGGUCUGGGGUCAGAAAGGGGCAGAGGACAGGAGCAGGAGGAGGAGUACCUCAGGUCGGCUGCCGCUGUGUUGUCAGAUGUAGUUAUACCAGAAAGCCCAGAGGCCUAUAUAAAACUGACAGAGAGCACACUGAGAUCCUCCUCUGGUGAGCCAGGUCAGCUGGAGGCCCACCUGAGACAGUUGGACCAGGCUGUGGACUCUGGCCGCUACUCUGUCCAGCAGGGAGAGGCGGCUGCCUGCAGUGGCCAGGCCAGCACCAGCCCUGAGCUGGACUCGACUUACAUGGGCUAUAUGCGUCUGAUGGGAGAGUGUCGGGGCAGUAUAGAUGCAGUGAAGAGGGCUGGAGGACAGCUGACUGAGGAGGAUGAUGACAUGCCAGGACUCACCAACCCCACCAGCACAGACAGCCAGAGUGCAGGUGUGAUUGAGCGCUGGGAGCUGAUCCAGGCUCGGUCUCUGAGGGACAAACACAGACAGAAGCAGAACCUGCAGCAGUGUCACCAGCUGAUCUCAGACCUGCAGACCAUGGGGGCAUGGCUGUGCGAGGCAGAGGCAGAGCUGGGACAGCUACGGGUGCUAGACCUCAGCACAGACAUACACACCAUCCAACAGAGGAUCAGAAAGCUCAAGGAGCUUCAGAAGGCCAUGGACGGCCACAAGUCCCAGGUCCUGUCAAUCAACCUGAGCAGCGCUGACUUCCUCCAAUCAGAUCCCGACUCAAAGGAGGCGUGGGAGCUGAGGGACGGGCUGAAGGAGAUGAACUCACGCUGGGAUUGGCUGGGCUCAUCGCUGGAGGACUGGAGGGCAGAGCUACAGAGGGCCCUGAUGCAGUGUCAGGAGUUCCAUGAGCUGAGCCACGGUCUGCUGUUGUGGUUGGAGAACAUUGACCGUAGGAGGAACGAGGUUGUCCCCAUCCCCCCCAGGCUCGACCGUGAAACACUACGGGCUCACCACAGAACACUCACGCAAAUCAAGUGUGAGCUGCUGGACUCCCAGCAGAAGGCUUCCUCCCUCCAAGAGCUCUCAGCCCAGCUGCUUGUCCACACCCAGGCCACGUCCCAAAGCCAACCCCAGGCUGCAGAGCAGGCCCAGAACCAGCUCCAGGGUAGUGAGCAUCUGGAGGCCCAGGAGAAGGUGCAUGUGAUCGGGAACAGGCUGCGGCUGCUCCUCCGGGAGGUCAGCACUGACCUGGAGGGCCUGGAGAGGAGACUGGAAACCAUGGACACACAGGACUCGCUGCCUUUGUCUGCUGUGGACAAAUCUGACAUCUCUGGAUCCACCAGCCCCGUCUCAGAGGGGACCUCAACGAGUCGCCGGCGAUCGCCCCGGGGCAAAAGUAGUCAUGCCCACCCAGGACCCCCCGAGAGCGGCCCACAUCACAGCUCUCAGAGCGGCGCUGGCUGCGCUUCCUCCCGUUCUGACUUCCCCCUGGUCCCCUCGUCCUCCUCCUCGUGCCCCCCAAGGGGCCAGUCCUUUAUCCUGAGGGUCCUGAGGGCAGCUCUGCCCCUCCAGCUCCUCCUCCUGCUCCUGAUUGGCUUAGCCUGCCUGGUGCCCAUGACAGAGGAGGACUACAGCUGUCACCAUGCCAACAACUUUGCCCGCUCCUUCCACCCCAUGCUGCGCUACACCAAUGGACCCCCACCCAUAUGAGGGUCAUCACUUCCUGGUUCCAGAAAUACUUUCUCAUCUGAAUGAAUGCCCCCUACUGCUGUACACCGGUGGACUCAUGCCCAUAGAAGAGGACCUCCUGGAUUAUAUUAACAUUCCCCCUCCCUGCAGGACUCUCUUCCUCUGCUACACAGAGAUGACAUUCACUCAUUUUAGACUCUCAAACACCUAACAAACCAACCGACUAACAAAAGCAUCCCAAGGCUACAUGGCCUAAACAGCCUCUAUAUGAAACAUGUUGUUCAACAACCAUCUACAAGAUGAAUGGACCUAUACCUUGUUGAUCCCCUUAUAUCCAAAACAAAUCUCUAUUAGUUUUGUAUUCUUUAUAGUAAUCUGUAUUUUAUUUUUUACAGUUUCAGAGGAAACGUCUUGAGUCUGAAGAAAAAACACAGCACUACUUAUAUGUUGGGAGCCAAAGUGGACUGUGCUGUGUGUCAGUGCUGCUGCUAUUUAUUUGUUAACUCAAUCAGCAUUCGGUAGAUGUUAGAAUCAAUUAGGCUAGGGGGCUUCCGGUGAAGUUUGAAUAGCGAACAUUCCCAUUAGUCCUAGAGAUCCUAUAGAGCUAAAAGCUGAACCUAGAGCACUGACAUGGGAGAAAAAUACAGGGACAUGACUGACCUGCAAACACAUGUUGAAAUACCUAAUUGGUUAUAGUUAUAGUUAGUUUAGGGUUAAGGUUAGAAGUUUGGUUAAGAUUAGGGUGAACUUUAGGAUUCGAGUUAUGGGUUGGUAUGCCAGUCACGUCCGUUUAAUGGAAUCCCACUGAGCGCUAUUGAAUGAAGGUACUGCACUGAAGCCGUCCACAAGAUGGCCGACGUCUUCCUCCUCGGGCCAAGACAAGUAUUUAACGUCAAUAUUAUUUCAGUGUUUUAAAGCAAAACAAUCGAUGCAACAAGAAGAAACCAGUAAACUGACUUGUAAGAUUCAGGUGAUUUGUAUAGUGAUGUUUGAAAUGCCUUUGAAUAUGGCAGUUAUUUUUGUUUUAUUAGCAUGCACUUGAAAUCCCUUGCUUUAAAAAAAAAGCCAAACAAUCACUGGUAGUGUUAAGUAGAUGGAUGUCAUAUAGUGUGCUUUGUAAUAAUAACGAUGAUGAUGAUGAUCCUAACUGGAUGGAGACAUCUAAAUCACUGGGCUGUUCAAAAAUGAAACUGUAAAAACAAUGAAAAAUGAAAUGGUUAUUUAUGUAUGUACAGUUUGCUAAUGCUGAGCUAAUGAAUAAUACUCUCUCUUUGCAUAAUAAAAUACAGUACAUAUUAAA